This is a messenger RNA of Manis javanica (Malayan pangolin), 3979 nucleotides long. RefSeq names its product JRK like (gene JRKL). Gene Ontology annotation, molecular function: DNA binding. The record is from RefSeq and is a predicted model, not a curated record. NCBI's taxonomy places the organism in Eukaryota, Metazoa, Chordata, Mammalia, Pholidota, Manidae. Gene Ontology annotation, cellular component: nucleus.
UGCGCGUCCCUCUGUCGGGGCACCGGUGAAAGUCCCGCCUCCUGGGUGGGGAGGCGGGGCGGAGGCUGGAGGCACCUUCCGGGAGCGCGUGCGGGGACAAGCGGUUGCCGCGCAGCGGUCGGAGAGGCCGUGCGCCCCGGUUCCGGCCGAGGUGGGCGGAGGGCCCGGCGGGCAGCGAGCGCCGGGAGGACCGUCCCGGCCAAGUCCAGCUCGGGAGGGCGGCUGCUGGGGAAGGAGUGCGGUUUCCCAUCCUGGGAAGCCGCGCCGGCUCCCGGUGCUUCCGCUCUCUGCCCUAACUUCGCGGAGUGCAGGGGCCGGCGGCAGGCAUCUGCCCAGGAUCCGGGCGCCAAGGGGCCUUGUGGUCGCGAAGGGGUGUAGUCUCUCUCGCGGCCGCUGGGAAUGAAACGAAUGUUUGUGAUCCGGAUUACCCGCGGUGCCUUGGGGCCUUGCAGAGGGAAGUUAAAGGCUUCUUCCCACAAACUCCUUCCCUCUCGCCGUCCUCUGCCAUCUCCUUGCCCGCCGAGCCUGGACGGGGACGGGGUCAGGGUCCCCGGGUUCCUGGUAAGGUUGAAAAGCUGUAAGGCUGUGUUAAAGUGAGUGUGAAAGAAGGAAGAAUUUUGUGGAUUGCUGCCGUGUCAGUGUGGGGUGAGUCCCUGAAUCCCAGAGCCUCGCCAUGUCAGGGAAACGGAAGCGAGUGGUAUUGACAAUUAAAGAUAAGCUUGACAUAAUAAAGAAACUUGAAGACGGAGGUUCUUCCAAACAGCUGGCAGUGAUUUAUGGAAUUGGUGAGACAACUGUUCGGGAUAUAAGAAAAAAUAAAGAAAAGAUUAUAACUUAUGCAAGCAGUUCUGAUUCCACAAGUCUUCUGGCCAAGAGGAAAUCUAUGAAGCCAAGCAUGUAUGAGGAACUGGACAGAGCAAUGCUGGAAUGGUUCAAUCAACAAAGGGCAAAAGGGAAUCCCAUAUCUGGACCAAUUUGUGCAAAAAGAGCAGAAUUCUUCUUUUAUGCUCUGGGAAUGGAUGGUGAUUUUAAUCCCUCUGCUGGUUGGUUAACUCGUUUUAAGCAGCGACACAGCAUUAGAGAAAUUAACAUUAGAAAUGAAAGAUUAAAUGGAGAUGAGACUGCUGUGGUAGAUUUUUGUAACAACUUUCGAGACUUCAUUGAACAAGAGAAUCUGCAACCUGAACAAAUCUAUAAUGCAGAUGAAACUGGUCUCUUUUGGAAAUGCCUGCCUUCCAGGACUUCAGUUAACAAAGGUAAAUGCACUGUUCCUGGGCACAAGUCAGUUGAAAGAGUCACUAUCAUGUGUUGUGCCAAUGCAACGGGUUUACACAAACUUAAACUUUGUGUUGUGGGGAAAGCAAAGAAACCUCGCUCCUUCAAGUCAACUGACACCUCGAACCUGCCAGUCUCUUAUUUCAGCCAGAAAGGUGCAUGGAUGGACCUUUCCAUUUUCCGACAGUGGUUUGAUAAGAUCUUUGUGCCACAAGUUCGAGAGUACUUAAGAUCCAAAGGGCUGCAGGAAAAGGCUGUGCUCCUGUUGGAUAAUUCACCAACACAUCCAAAUGAAAACGUGCUGAGGUCAGAUGAUGGCCAAAUAUUUGCUAAAUAUUUACCACCUAAUGUGGCUUCAUUGAUCCAGCCCUCAGAUCAGGGAGUCAUUGCGACAAUGAAGAGAAACUAUCGCGCUGGUCUUCUCCAGAACAACUUGGAAGAAGGUAAUGACCUGAAGUCAUUCUGGAAGAAACUAACUCUGCUAGAUGCACUUUAUGAAAUAGCAAUGGCAUGGAAUUUAGUAAAGCCAGUUACCAUUAGCAGAGCAUGGAAGAAGAUUCUUCCUACCAUAGAGGAGAAAGAAGGCUUAGACUUUGAAGAAGAUAUUUCAGUGGCUACUGUGGCCACCAUUUUACAGCAUACCAAAGGAUUGGAAAAUGUGACUACUGAGAACAUAGAGAAAUGGCUUGAAGUGGACAGUACUGAACCAGGCUAUGAAGUGUUAACUGACAGUGAAAUCAUCAGAAGAGCACAAGGCCAGACAGAUGAAUCCAGUGAAAAUGAGGAGGAGGAAAUAGAACUGAUUCCAGAAAAACAUAUUAAUCAUGCAGCUGCUCUCCAAUGGACUGAAAAUUUAUUAGAUUAUCUAGAACAACAAGGUGAUAUGAUUCUGCCUGAUAAACUGGUGAUACGUAAACUUAGAGCCACCAUCAGAAAUAAACAGAAGAUGACAAACUCAAGUCAAUAAUGGCAUUUCAGUAUUAUCAUUGUUCUUGUAAUUGUGUUUGUAACCCUUAACCUCUCUGCAUAUGGCUAAUUUUCUUUGUGUUCUGAAUUCUCAGGCACAGUCCUGUGAAAUACUGAUGCAAAAAGGUAUCUGAAGUGGUUUGAGGAUUAUGUGCUUUGGCAUCAUCUGUGUCUCUUGUCCAUUUACAAAUAAUUGGAAGUUGAUUUUGUGUAGAUGUAAAUUACAUGUACACACAUACUCUCUUUUGUAAAUCUACAAUUAUCCCUUCCAUUUCAGUGGCAUUCCCUAAAUUUUCUAGCAAAAGUUACUGAUAACAGUGAAGAGAUCAAGAACUUUGCUGAAAUCUUGUUUGAUCUGUGAGAGCUGCCACACUAAUCUUUUCUUGUGCUAAUACUAAAUGGUUAUCUGUUUUGUGUAUCCAUCUGUACACUGAUGGAAUGAGAAAUUAUAUUUUAGAUUUCAGGGUGAUCUAUAAUAAUUCAAAAUGAAGUCCAAUAAUGAAGAAAUAAUGAUCUAUGAAUUAUAAAAAUAGCUUAGAAAUCAUACUUUUGUUCUAUCAUGUUUGGGUGGCAAGAAGGGGAGAUUUUUCUUGCAAAAUACACUAGGAAGUGAUUACUAAAUUAAUGUGAAAACUAUUGGAAAACUGAUAUAUAAAAGAGAUACUCUGAUCUAUUUGUAGAAAACUGGGAGUUGAAAAUUAUGGGUAUUUUUACAGGUUAUUUAUACAAAGGGAAUAAAUAGGCUUGUUUUAAUUGGUCUUAUGAAUUGGGUAACUAUUAUUUAUUCAUGUAAGUAUAGUACAGGUUAUGUAAUGUUACAUGUGGUGAUAGGAGCUCCCACCUUAUAGUGGGAAAACAUCUUGGGAAUUUGAAAGACUUUUUUUUUACUUUGUACUUGAAAAUGUCUAUAAUUCGAAAAAGUUUUUCAUAUUUUUAUAUGAUGAGAAGUGAAUAAAGCUUUUAUUAUUUUUAAAAAGCUGUUAAGUUGUGACCUGUUUUAUGAGGAAAGCAGAAAUAAUUAUGGAAAGUGCCAGAUUUUAAGGGAUUUUAUCAUUUAUUAUUUUGACACUUUGAAAGAGGUAUUCUUCUAGAAUUCAUUUGUCAGAAUUUUGAUAAAUUUGCUUAGUAAAUUCAAUGUUUAAUCAAGACAUUGAAAAGACUACCUAUACGAAUGUUAAUUUAAUUAGUAAUUUAAAAACGAAGGGUGUCUCUGUAUUAUUUUGGUCCUAAAUUUUUUUUAAAUUGUUUUCUAUCUGUCACUUUUUAAAGGUUUAACUUUUUCUUUGGAAUACUUGGCUUAGUAUUUUAUAGUACCUUUCUUAGAAUUCUAAAACUUCCAAAAGAUUUUUAGCUUUCCCUAAUUUCUGUUUUCUUCAUGACAUAUGUCCAGAUAUUUUAGAAAAGACUUAUCUGUGAUGAGAACUGUUUAAAAAUGAUGUUUGUUGCAUGAACUGCCUCAGUGCACAGAGGAAAAAAGCAUUACAAGUUAACAUACAUGUUGAAUCAGAUACACAUUCUACUAUAAAUUAAACGGUAUAUAAAAGGAUUUUCAGUUUUUCUAAAAUGAAAAUAUGUACUAAAAAGUUUGGAAUUUCUGUCUAGAUUUGCUCAGUUUUUAACCUUGUCAGUGAAAUUCAGCUGUACAGUUGCCACCUGGUGGUAAGGCUGACAUUACUGUUAAGCUGUGUGGUUUUAAACUUUAAUAUCUAGUAAAAGGUUCACUGGUGUGUGACCUUGA